Morchella importuna is the source of this 261-nucleotide messenger RNA. RefSeq lists its product as uncharacterized. NCBI's taxonomy places the organism in Eukaryota, Fungi, Ascomycota, Pezizomycetes, Pezizales, Morchellaceae. The record is from RefSeq and is a predicted model, not a curated record. The transcript has 3 exons. The coding region runs from base 1 to 261 and encodes 86 amino acids.
AUGCAGCUAUGGCAAGAUAUAGUCAAAGGAAAAUAUUAUUCUCGAUCCCUCGGAUGGAGCCCAAGAAUUGAUAGGAACCUUUGCUCUCUGCACAAUCAGGAGAGAGGAAAAGUAGGGACGGAGUGUACCUGCUGCCUGAGGAAAGAUUUGGGGAGUAGGAGUGCGGACAAUAAGGGUAUUUAUAUAAUUGAUAAGAACAUAUACGCAAGAGACAUUAUAGCCCUUAACCAACUACACCAUCCGACGCAUGAGCUCCGGUAG